CACCAAACCUGAAGGGGCUCAUUUCUUUUCGAAUUCUGAACCUCCCAAACCUGUCGCUCAAACGUCAGAUAGUAGUCAUAUCCAUCCUCAGAUCAUCGUAGAAGAGCUUUGGACAUCCAGGCACAAUCGCAAGAGAACCAAGGAACUACCAGAAGCUGACGGAGGACUGACAAUCUCGAGGCCUGCGAAACCGGAGGAAACUAUCUCGAGGGUCUUCCAAGGGUUCACCGCCUGAACGAAGUUCUCCUGCUGGCACCACAGCAAGGUACAGUGAGGAGGAGAUCUCGAGGCUUGGUUGUUCCCAGUCACACACCCAUCACUUGACAGAGGAAACCUAAAGACGGAGUAGCCGUGUCUCCUCGCCCUCACGGCCAUAUCUCUCCUUACUCCGCCUUUAAUUUAUCUCUGUCGUGUGAAGGGCUGAGAGGACUGCUUUUAUUUUUCCUUGUCCGCGAAGAUGGCUGCUCCGUCAGGUCUUCGGAACAGCGCGCCACUGGCAACGCUAGCCAAUCUCACUGUCGGAUUCUCCGCGCCACGUGUCGUCUCCGUGGCUGCUCCGACCAGCAGCGCUCGGCUCGCUACAGUGGCUCGCGCGUAUGACUUGAAAGCCGGCGGUGGCAGCCAGGAGGGCAGCAGCAGCAGCGGCAAUACCAACACCAGCAGCAGCACCACCAGCACCAGCAGUAGCAGAAGUGGCGGCUUGAACAGCAACAGCAGGGGCAACAGCAGAAGCAACAGGUCUGACGGCGGAAAUCAGAGCGACGCCAUGGCGGUCGGGGAAAUGAGCGUCGGUAUGCCAGGGAAAGUGCCUGCCUAUGGGCUCGGCAAUGGCGUGGAUUAUCACUUGGAGCACGACACGUGGCAAUGGGGCCCGAUAAGGCCCCCGCAGCAGCAGCAGCAGCAGCAACAGUACCAGCAGCAGUAUCAGCAGCAGCCUGCGUCGCCGCCGCAACCCCCGCCGCUUCAGCUGGGGGGUCUAGACCCCGAGGGGUGGCAGCCGUGGGGCGUCGAUCGCCAGCAGCAGCAGCAGCAGGCAGUGAUGCAGCAGUCGCAGCCGUCUUACGGUGUUUGGUCGUCUCGUGGAGUUUACCCGCCUUCUCCAUCCAACGCGAACCAGCACCACCAGCAGCAUCAGUUUCCGUCGUCGCUGCGUCAGAAUCACCAAGCCCAUCUUGAGCCUCCUUCGUCGCCGUCGCUGUCCCCAUCGCUCGGCCCUUCGCACGUGAUGUCGCCAUCCCUGUCGCCAUCGCUGUCGCCCGCCGCGAUGUCCUCUCGCCCAGCGUCGCAGCCGUACUAUCGCACACGCCUGUCGGAGCCAGCGGCGUCUCCACGUCAGCAGCAGCCCGCGCUGAUGUGGCAUGACGUCAUGGCAGAGCUUGUGCGUCGCGGGCAGCUAACGACAGCCGUUGAUGUGCUGGAGCAGGCCGUCGCCGACGGCACCCAGUUCGAGCCGGUCUCACCCCUCUCCCUAUCCGAGCCACCAAAUCCCGCCUCCACUUCGGCCAAUUCUUCCGCAUCCAGCGCCGGAUUUGACGGCGCCCUUUCUCCCAGCAUCGCGGCGGUGCGCGGUCUGUUCGCGGCGCUGCAGAAGGCGGGCGGCCCGGCGGAGCAGGACAGCUGGCAGCGCGAGGGGCGGCACCUCUUGGGGCUCGCGUCGCGGGCUCUGGAUGCAGUAGCGGCUGCGGGGUGGAGGGACCCUCUGCCGUUCACGUGUCUGAUCGCCAUGCUGCAGCGCGCGUGCCGCUCGCACGAGCUGCUCUCAUCGGUGGAGCGGAUGCGCGCACUUGGCGUGCCCGUGGACGCGUACACGCUCACCACCGCACUCGGCGCCGCCAUGCGCGUCGCUGACGUGGUCGCAGCGGAGGGAAUCUGGACCGAAAUGACCGCCGCUACAGCCGCCACAGCCCCCGCGGCGCCCUCUGCCGUGGCGUUCACUAUGAUGAUGUCGCUGUACGGCCGCGCCGGCCGCCUAGACGACGCGCUGCGAAUGUUCCGCGAAAUGAAGGUCGCGGGAGUGGCGCCGGACGGCAAGGCCUAUUCAACGUUGAUCGGCUCCCUCGCGCGCGCUUUAAGAGCCGAUGACGUGGAGGAAUUAGUCCGCGAGAUGAUGGAGUCUCCUUCCGCUUCCGCCGCCGCCGCAGGUGGCGCCGCGGGAUCGGGCACGUCUCCCUCGCAGCGCGUGCCGCCUUCAGUGUACACGAGCCUCGUCAGCAUGUACGGGCGGCUGGGGCGGCUGGAUGACGUGGCGCGCGUGCUGCGCGACAUGCGCGCGCGCAAGGCGCAGGCGGAGCAGAGCCUGUUCGUGGAGGCGGUGAAGGGGUGCACCGUUGCGCAGCGCAAAGCCACCGCCGCCGCCGUCGCCGCACAACAGAGCGGCGCAAACGGCGCAAUCGGGGGAAAGCAGCAGUUGGGGAGACGACUUGUGGAAGAGACGAGCAGUAGUAGCAGCAGCAGCAGCAGCUGUGUUACUAGCAGUACCAGUGGUAGCAGCCACGGCAGCAUAGGGGUAAGCAGCAGCGGGAGUGACGACGGCAGUGACUCUAGCAGCAGUGCUAGUAGCGAGGAGAUCUGUUCCCGCUCCAAUAGCAGCAUCAGCAGCACCAGCAGCAGCAGCUUUGAUUCAUCUGGUUCCCCUCCUUCGGACUCGGCACUUUCCAGGUCUGCGGGAGACCUGAAAGGCGCAAGCGCCGGGGCAGAAGCAGCCGCAGCGGAGCGGGAAGCCGCGAUGGCGGCGGUGGCAGAAACAGCAGCGGCGACGGCGGCGGCUGUGGCGGAAGUGGUGGCGGAAAUGCGCCUGCUGGGGUGGCGCCCUGAUCCCGCUCUCCUCCGGAACCUCCUCUCCGCGCCCUCCCCCCAGUCAUCCCUCCGCUCCUCCCCGCCUUCCCCCCAGUUACAGUCCGCGCAGACAGGGGACGCAUCCGCAGAAGAAGCUGGCGCAGGGACAAGGGUGGGGACGGGGGGAGCGGGAUUUGAUAGGGGUGGGGAAAGGUCACGGGGGACUGGGGCAUGGCAGGUGCAGGCUCCGCAGGGGGGCGGAGGAAACAGGGUGGGCGGAACGGGCGGAGGGGGGAUGAAGGGGCGCGGGGGACAGAUUUGGCGGGAAGGCAAUGGUGGAAGAAACGGAUGGGCCCUAGGUGGGGGAGCUGGCGGAGGCGGAGGAGGGGGAGAAAGGGGAAGCCCCUCGGCCCCCGUCCAAUCAGAGUACUCGUGGUUCUCCCGCAUUCUGCAGUGCAAGCGGCAGCGCAACUUCCAGGAAGCAGCGCGGGUGUAUGAGCGGAUGCGGGCGGCGGGGGUGAGGCCACAGCAGCAGACGCUGAGCCUGGCGAUGGAGGUGAUGGGCGAGCUGGGGAACGUCAAGGGCGCGGAGAGGGCACUCGAGGAGGCGGAAGCUGCUGGCACGCCUGUUGACAUUGUGUGCUUCAACACUCUCCUCAAUGUGUACGCCAAGGCUGGCCAGUCCAGCCGUGCGCAGUCGGUGUUUGAUCGCAUGCACAAGGCGGGUGUGCACCCAAACACGCGCUCGCACACCGUGCUGCUCAAGGCGCUCUCCAAGGAUGGCCGGGGCAAGGAGGCUGUUGCUGCGUUUAGGGCCAUGGAGCGCACCGGAUGCCACCUGGACGAGAUCGCGUACAACACGGUGAUCAAUGCGUGCGGCAACGACCUCCCAGUGGACGAGACCCUCCGCCUUCUCCGCGCCAUGCGGCGCAGCGGCUACCGCCCCAACCUCGUCACGCGCAACCUUGUCCUCUCGCUCCUAGUCAAGGCUGGCCGCACCGCUGACGCCAGCGAGCUGUUUGAGGAGGCGAGGGUGGCGGGGGAGGAGGACGCAUUUAUGUAUUGCACGAUGGCGCACGCGUAUGGGCGGAGGAGGGAGCUGGAGCGCAUGGAGGGGGUGCUGGGGACGCUGCGGCGAGAAGGAUGGUGUCGCUGCCGCUGCUGAAUGCGUGCAUGGAUGCGUACGGCAAGGCGGGGCUGCUCGCCAAUAUGGAGACGUGUUUGGCGCGGAUCCGGUCGUUUGAGUUUGUGCCGAACCACACCAGCUUCAACAUUGUGAUCCACGCCUAUGGCAUGGCGGGCAUGAUCCCCGAGAUGGAGGACACCCUCACUCGCAUGCGCCGCAGCGGGCUGCGCCCGGACGUGUACUCGUACAACAUCCUCAUCGGCGCGUAUGGGGAUGCCGCCAUGCCGUAUGCGUCGGUGCGCAUGGUGCAGCAGAUGCAGGCUGAGGGGCUGCUCCCUGACCAGGUCACCUACCAGAACCUUGUGUCUGCGUUUGAGCGCGCAGGCGACUUCCUGGAAGCUGCGCGCUGGUCCCUGUGGAUGAAGCAGGCGGGCUUCUCCCCUUCCGCAUCAAGCAUCAGCAGUGCUGCUGCCAGUGCUGGCAGUGACGGUGUCAGCAAUGUGACUGCCAAUCGUGGCAAUAGCAGUGGGAGCACAAGCAAAGCAGGUGGUGGUGGUAUGAGUGCGGCCAAGUCUGGUGGCAGCUCUGGCCUGCCAGGAGCAGGGGAGCUGCCAAGUGAGCUGCUGUGAUUUGAGCUGCCUUUAGUGCAGCUGCAGCUGCUGUGAGUGGAGCUGAAGCUGCUGUUACUCUGGCUGCUGUUACUCUAGCUGCUGUGAGAACUAGCUGCUGUGCCUGGUGGGUUGUUGGGGGCUGCAAGGCCCCACCUGGACGUCUCAAGUGGAGCGGAGGGGACACAGAUGAGAGCAAACAGCUAAACCAUGCAUGGUGGCUUGCUUGCUCAUCUUUUAUGCGAGCAACAAUGGGGGAUGACAAAUGCCCUGUGGAGCCAUAUUGUCCUGGAGCCACAGCCAUAGAUCGACCUUAGGUGGUCACCAUAGCUCCUUGGGUGCUCGACUUCUCGUCGUGCGGUGGUUAGGAAACACGAGUGUAGGUUACAGACGAGAGUGCUCUAGGUGGAGGUAUUUGGGGACCGGAGGGACUCAACCAGAGGACUCAACCAGGACUCUCCACCUUGCUAUGCUGGCAACCUGCCUCUCCCCUCCCUGCCUUGCUUUGUUGCCUGUGUUGCUCUGUUUCCCUUGGCUGCCUGUUGUUUUGCUGGCUGCCUGUUGUUUUGCUGGCUGCCCCCAGCCAGCCUGUUGCCCCCUGCUGCUCCUGCUGCCAUGAUCCCUUGGUGCAGAGGGGUGGCUCUUUGAACCUCCCUGUUCUCCUGGUCUCCUUUCAGCCUGCCUUGCUUUCCUCUCUGCUGGCCUUUCAGUGAAGUCGGGUGAAUAGAUUUGCAUAGCAUAGGAGUCUUGCGCAUAGAGUUUAGGAUGGCUGUCAUGUUAUAAGGUGAUGUACUUUCUCGCUAUUAGUGAAAAAU
Messenger RNA from Closterium sp. NIES-67, 5324 nucleotides. The record is from the annotation of a GenBank genome assembly. Lineage: Eukaryota; Viridiplantae; Streptophyta; Zygnematophyceae; Desmidiales; Closteriaceae.